GAAAGCGCCGUGUGGUACAAGCUCGGCAAGGCGCAACUGGACAGCAACCAGGUGCCAGAGGCGAUCGAGUCCUACUUGAAGGCCGAGGACGCCACCGACUACGCGGAGGUCAUCCAGGCCGCCACGCGGGAGGAGAACUUCGAGGAGCUGGUGCGCUACCUGGUCAUGGCCCGCGCCAAGCACAAGGACGUGCUCAUCGAUACAGAGCUGGUCUACGCUUACGCCAAGACCGAUCGCCUCGCCGACAUGGAGGAGUUUAUCAGCGGCACCAACACAGCCAAUUCGCUUCAAAUCGGCGACAGGCUGUACGAGGAGCAGGCUUACAAGGCGCGGGCCUGA
Messenger RNA from Prorocentrum cordatum, 339 nucleotides. NCBI's taxonomy places the organism in Eukaryota, Dinophyceae, Prorocentrales, Prorocentraceae. The record is from the annotation of a GenBank genome assembly.